AUGGACUCGUUCACAGCCACCGAACUGGGCUCAUCCUCCAUUCUCGAGCUGUCUUUCUUUGCUCCCGUCGAUAGCUUGGCGAGCUUUUUUCGUCCGCCUUCUUCGGGCCGUUUGCGGCGACCAGCACCGACGAAAGAUCUGGAACAGGGCGGUCUCGUUCAGGUCUACCCGGGAUUCCAAUCGUUCUCGACUCCGGUGCAUGCAACCAAAGAGAUGUUUCUGUCAAAGUGGUCAAGUAGCAGUGUGACCUCAUUUCCAUCUAACCAGGGCAACGGAGCGCCCACGGACAUGAUUUAG
Penicillium oxalicum is the source of this 297-nucleotide messenger RNA. RefSeq lists its product as uncharacterized. The coding region runs from base 1 to 297 and encodes 98 amino acids. The record is from RefSeq and is a predicted model, not a curated record. The transcript has a single exon. Lineage: Eukaryota; Fungi; Ascomycota; Eurotiomycetes; Eurotiales; Aspergillaceae.